Chaetomium fimeti is the source of this 1091-nucleotide messenger RNA. Its product is annotated as glycoside hydrolase. The transcript has 4 exons. NCBI's taxonomy places the organism in Eukaryota, Fungi, Ascomycota, Sordariomycetes, Sordariales, Chaetomiaceae. The record is from RefSeq and is a predicted model, not a curated record. Bases 244 to 945 code for a protein of 233 amino acids.
CCACAAAUGACACUUCCAAGACAUGGCGUGUUCGAGGUCCGGAACUUACAGUCACAUUCUCUCCUGGGGCAUCCAGGGGUACCGCGGAUGGAAGGGGAUGGAAGUCCUGCAAUCCCAUGUGUGGUCAGCGGGAGAUCAACAAGUAUAAAGACCUGUGCAGACGCGAUCCUCGAGAUCUCCAGUUGAUCACCGCACCGCCACUCCACCAAAGAGACCUCUUGUCAAAAUACCCAAACCUUGAAGAUGAAGUUCACCUCCUCCGUUGCCCUGCUGGCUGCUGCCGGCGCCCAGGCCCACUACACCUUCCCCAAGACCAUCGUCGAUGGCGUGACCUCGGCCGAGUGGGAGACGAUCCGCAUCACCGAGAACCACUACUCGCACGGCCCCAUCGAGGAUGUCACCAGCUCCAAGAUGACCUGCUACGAGCGCGAUGUCGGCACCGGCGCGGCCAAGACCGUCGCCGUCAAGGCCGGCGGCAAGGUCGGCUUCACCGUCGACACCUCCAUCGGCCACCCGGGCCCCACCCACUUCUACAUGGCCAAGGUGCCGUCGGGCCAGACCGCCGCCACCUUCGACGGCAAGGGCGCCGUCUGGUUCAAGAUCUACGAGGACGGGCCGUCCGGCCUCGGCACCGGCACCCUCACCUGGCCCAGCGAUGGCAAGACCGAGGUCGACGUCACCAUCCCCAGCUGCGUCGAGGACGGCGAGUACCUCCUCCGCGUCGAGCACAUCGGCCUCCACAGCGCCGGCAACGUCGGUGGUGCCCAGUUCUACCUCUCCUGCGCGCAGAUCUCCGUCUCGGGCGGCAGCGGCUCGCUCAACGCGGGCUCGCUGGUGUCGUUCCCGGGCGCCUACAGCGCGUCGGACCCCGGCAUCCACUUCCAGCUGUACUGGCCCACGCCCACCAGCUACGUCAACCCCGGCCCGGCCGUCGUUUCGUGCUAGGCUGGUUGAGACUAAGUUGGGCGAGGGGUGGGGUGGUUGGGUUAACGAAUUCUUUCUUGUAUAUAAGGAAUAGUUACGCUGGCUGUGGUCGCAGUCUUGUAUAUACGGAAUGGUUACGCUGGUUAUGAAUCAUCACAAAUAUCCUA